AUGUGGCUUCCAAAUGCAAAAGGUAGUACAUUGGGGAAAAAGGGAGGCCGCAAUGGGCUCGUUGCUGUUGCCGUGGACAAUGACAAAGCAAGCCAACAUGCGAUCAAAUGGGCCAUCGACAAUCUCCUUUCCAAGGCCCAAAUUGUCAUUCUCAUUCACGUCCUUCAGAAGCCCGAUUGCCACGCCUAUUCCAUUAAUUGUGGUGUUAAUGGAGCUGCUGGUUCAGACAAGCAAAUACUUGAUAAGCAGACCAAAGAGCUGUUCCUCACCUAUCAUUGCUUUUGUACUCGUAAAGAUAUACUGUGCUUUGAUGUGGUAUUGGAGGACGUUGAUAUUUCAAAAGCAAUAACAGACUAUGUUGCCCAGGCUGCUAUCGAGAACUUGGUUCUUGGCUCAUCCCGUCAUGGCUUUAUCAGAAGGUUUAAGACUGUGGAUGUCCCGAGCAGUGUAUCUAAAGCAGCACCUGACUUCUGCACCGUUUAUGUAAUCUCAAAAUCAAAAAUUUCAUCCGUUCGGAACGCAUAUCGAAUAGCCCCUUUCACGUCCCCUCUCAUGAGUCAAAUACAGCAAAUGCAGCAGGAAGCCAGCACUAAUAAUCCGCCACCUAACCGCCAGCCCAAGAACAGGCCUAGCAUGAAAGCGAGACAAACGCUAAAAGCACGUGAAAUUUCUCGAACAGGCUCGGGAAGAUCGACCCCACGUAAGAGUGGCGUUGAUGAGUCCGAUUUACUCAGGUCGCCGUUUAUGGCGAGAGGGUACAAUGCAAGCAUGUUUGACAUGUCCGAAACAGAUACAGAUAUAUCUUUCAUAAGCUCCGACCGCCCGAGUACUGAUAGGGCAAUGAUGAUGGAAAUGGGGCCCACAUUCUUAGAUGGCUUGGAUUCGGCUCGCACUUCGAGAGUGUCGAUAAGCUCUGAGAGUAGUUUGGGGUCAUCCGCUUGCCAUGGGACUAAGCUCAGCGACAUGAGCUCGUUCACUGCUUUUUCGACUUCGUCGCUCGAAAAUGCCGCUCGUCUGGCAGCCGAACAAGAGAAAGCCAAGUACAAAGCAGCCAUGGAGAAUGCUAAGGUGGCUCAGAGAAUUGCGGAGAUUGAGUCCCGAAAUAGAGUAGGCAUCGAAAAACGGACCCUUGCGGAGUCUGACAACAAGGAUAGUGUGUUCCCGUUGAGGUAUAGACGGUACAGCAUUGUAGAAAUUGAGGAGGCCACUGAGAAUUUUACUCAGUCGCGCAAAAUCGGAGAAGGCAGUUAUGGUCCUGUGUAUAAGUGUUAUCUUGAUCAUACGGCUGUUGCCGUUAAGAUCUCAAUGGGCCUCAACUUCCUCCACCAAACAAAGCCCGAGCCCCUCGUCCACCGCGACCUCAAGCCCGGCAACAUCCUCCUCGACCGAAACUUCGUCAGCAAGAUCUCCGAUGUCGGACUCGCGCGUCUCGUCCCUCCCUCUGUGGCCGAGGAAGUCACGCAAUACCGCAUGACCUCUGCUGCAGGCACUUUUUGCUACAUCGAUCCCGAGUACCAGCAGACGGGCAUGCUCGGUGUGAAAUCCGACGUCUACUCUCUCGGGAUUGUUCUUCUUCAGAUCCUCACGGCCCGGCCACCAAUGGGCCUUGCGCACCAUGUGGGCCGGGCCGUGGAGGAAGGGCGGCUGGCGGAGAUGCUGGAUCCGUCAGUGCCCGACUGGCCCGCCGAACAGGCGCUAGCACUCGCCAGGCUGGCGCUGAGGUGUGCCGAGCUCAGAAGGAAGGAUCGACCGGACCUUGGGAAGGUCGUGGUGCCCGAGCUCAAUCGGUUGAGGGAGUUUGGGGAGGAAAGGAUGGGGCAUUGUUUUCUUCUUCCUAACCAUAGUCGUGUUUCGGAAAAGAAGAUUGCGUUUAGCUUGGAGAGGCUCUCAGCGGAACUAGAUGAAAUAGGCUGGGGCAGACGAAAGAGCUACGUGUAGAUUUAGGUAUAGUGCGGAUCAUAAGAAUAUAAAAUAGUCGUAUUGAGGUAUUCGGAAGAAGCUAUUGUUCAUUUGUUUAAAAUCAACGCGAAUAUGAUAAUGUCGGGAUUCAUUUAUUGGAAGUUUC
Striga asiatica is the source of this 2065-nucleotide messenger RNA. Lineage: Eukaryota; Viridiplantae; Streptophyta; Magnoliopsida; Lamiales; Orobanchaceae. The record is from the annotation of a GenBank genome assembly.